Zasmidium cellare ATCC 36951 is the source of this 603-nucleotide messenger RNA. RefSeq lists its product as uncharacterized. Bases 1 to 603 code for a protein of 200 amino acids. Gene Ontology annotation, cellular component: mitochondrion. The transcript is spliced from 3 exons. The record is from RefSeq and is a predicted model, not a curated record. Lineage: Eukaryota; Fungi; Ascomycota; Dothideomycetes; Mycosphaerellales; Mycosphaerellaceae.
AUGCAGCCUCUCAAACGGACGGGCGUGAGCUGCGCACGUCGUCUCCGACCCCAAGUACAGCGACAAUCGCGCCGUCACGCCUCCGAUUCCCACGGCCCCGACUCCCACGGCUCUCACGAUGCCCACCACUCUACCCCUGCGAACGAGUCUUUCGGGUCUGGAUUCUACAUUGCCCUCGCCGCGAUCCCGGCCUCCUUCGCCCUCUACAAGUUCUCGAGACAAGGCACCGAUGAGCAGCCAUACUUCACGCGAUUGAUCAGAGACACAUACAACGGAUACAAGGAUAGAUGGGCCGAGAGAAAUGCCUCCCACACACAGGCAAUGGAGCAGGCUGCGGCAGACCGUGUCAUCUUUUUGAACGAGUCGAACAACACCCUGCGGAGAGUUGAUAUUCGAUUUCCAGAAAUAUUCAACACCGGCUCGCCCUGGAACGUCCCCGCAGGACACGGCAGUGCCAACUUGGAUCACUUGAUUGCGAAGUACGAGAAGGAGGCCUAUGAGGAGAAUGACAGGAAGCUGAAGCAGCUGAGGGACAACAAUGUGCCUGCGGAGAAGGAGUUUGAGUCGUUCAGGAAGCUCACGUCGGCAGCGAAGGACAGCUAG